This is a messenger RNA of Leptomonas pyrrhocoris, 417 nucleotides long. RefSeq lists its product as hypothetical. The record is from RefSeq and is a predicted model, not a curated record. Lineage: Eukaryota; Euglenozoa; Kinetoplastea; Trypanosomatida; Trypanosomatidae. The coding region runs from base 70 to 417 and encodes 115 amino acids. The transcript has a single exon.
GCUUCACUACGGCGAGUCUACACUUACAUAUCAAACAAUUGCCUCCGUUAAACAAACCUCACAACACAAAUGCCGAAUCUUUGCGUCUCGUGCACGUUCAACCCUCCUACCAUUACGGUGCUGGGCUCGACGAUUCGUGAAGACACAGUCCGUGCAAUGGAGGCGCAGAUUCCUCUUGCGACGUCUACCGCGGUGAACCCCAGCAAAGACCCCGCCAAAUUUGUGUUUUUCUCCAGCCCCGACCACUGGCGCAUGGAGCUCCAGCAACACUUUUGUGAUGAACUUCACAAGUCUUCUAUUUUCAUGGCCAUUAUCCAGGCUUUGGAAGAAGAGGGCUGGCGGCUCCGUGCGUCGAACAGCGUCACGCAUACCGAAAAUGAUCGUGACACCACAAAACUCUUUUUCGCCCGCGCAUAG